CACCCAUCACCCAACAAAACUAAAUUAACGCAUUAAACGACUGGAGUUUGGUGUCUCUUGAGAUGGAAGAACCCAUCUCACAAUUUUGACAGCGACAACAAAUUAAAAACUCCCCACCACCACCGCCACCAGCAGCAGAGAAGCAUCUCAACCACCGGCAAUAUAUACUGAACGACGAAACAAGAAGAAAGCGUAUUAGUAAAUAAAUAAAAAAGACGACCUUUUUUCAUCUCUAUUUGAUUCUGUCAAAUCUCUCUUGCCGGCACCAUUGACUGAGUCCCCCAAUUUGAGUCAAAGAACGUAUUUUUCUUGGAAUUUUUGAGGUGGGGGUGCCAGCUUAUUGGUGCUUGGUGAAGAGAUUUGAUUGUAUUGUUGACGUGAUUGAUUGAUUUCUUGCAAAUGUGGGGGAGCGCGGCAGAGCCUGCGGAUUCUUAUUAUGAGGUCCGCCCGGAGUGCACCGAUGUGCCCAAGACCCGAUUUAAAAUCAAGCCUGGUAAAACCCUUAGUGCAAGGAAAUGGCAGGCUGCAUUUUCCACUGAAGGAUAUCUGGAUAUGGGCAAAGUUCUAAAUCGAAUUCAACGUGGGGGUAUCCAUCCAUCAAUUAGAGGAGAAGUUUGGGAAUUUCUGCUUGGUUGUUAUGAUGCUAAGAGCACAUUUGAUGAGCGAGAGCAGAUUCGCCAGCAUCGAAGAGAGCAAUAUGCUACGUGGAAGGAAGAGUGUCGAAAAAUGUUUCCCAUUGUUGGAAGCGGCAAGUUUAUUACAGCACCUGUAAUCACUGAACAUGGUCAGCCCAUUCAAGAUCCUUUAGUACUUCAACAAACAAAUCUCGGAAAGGGUCCUUUAACCCCUCAGGAGACUGCAAAUGCUUCUAGUAUGGACAUGAUUAAGGAGCUUACAAGUCGUGGUCCGCUGGACAAGAAAGUGAUCCAGUGGAUGCUUACACUUCAUCAAAUUGGUCUCGAUGUGGUUCGCACUGACAGGACAUUGGUGUUUUACGAGAAACAAGAAAAUUUGUCAAAACUUUGGGAUAUUCUUGCUGUCUAUGCAUGGAUAGACACAGAUGUUGGCUAUUGUCAAGGAAUGAGUGACCUUUGCUCCCCCAUGAUAAUGCUCCUUCAAGACGAAGCUGAUUCAUUUUGGUGCUUUGAACGAUUGAUGCGUAGAUUGCGAGGAAAUUUCAGAUGCACCGAGACCUCAGUAGGGGUGGAGGCACAGCUUAGUAAUUUGGCAGCAAUUACUCAGGUUGUUGACCCAAAACUUCAUCAGCACUUAGACACUCUAGGUGGAGGUGACUAUCUAUUUGCCUUCCGGAUGCUUAUGGUUUUGUUUCGUCGAGAGUUUUCCGUUUGCGAUUCCCUGUACCUCUGGGAGAUGAUGUGGGCCUUGGAAUAUGACCCUGAUUUGUUCUCCAAGUACGAAGAUCCUGAUGUCACAGCUGAUAAGGGUGAGGGAUCUAAAGGAAAGCCGAAGUCAAUACGACAGUUUGGGAAGUUUGAGAGAGAAAAUGUGAGAAAUGGAGCGAGUAAUUCAGAUGCUCCACUCCCCAUUUCUGUUUUCCUUGUUGCCAGCGUUUUGAAAGAGAAGAGCUCAAAGUUAAUGACCGAAGCUCGUGGCCUGGAUGAUGUUGUCAAGAUAUUGAAUGACAUAACCGGAAAUUUAGAUGCCAAGAAAGCUUGCACUGGGGCAAUGAAACUUCACAAGAAAUAUUUAAAAAAGGCCAAGAAGCCAUAGUUUUACCACAUAAGCACACGAUUCUUUUUUUUUUUUUUUCUUUUCUGCGGAUUCAGAAGAACAAGGGAUGCCUAUGCAGUUCUCUUUUAUCUUAUCUUGCUGAUCUAUAAGGUCUGAAAGUCUCUACUCAGGGACCACACAAUCAUACAAUUGGAGCAAAAUGCUCUUGUAGAAGCAAUUUGUUGUAUGUGAAAUCAGUCUGUCUCAUUCUUUGUACACGGAACGUUCUUUGCACAUACAACUUCGCUUUAUUCAAUGAAAUACAGAGAAAAUAAUAUGCCUAUACCAAAA
This is a messenger RNA of Tripterygium wilfordii, 2022 nucleotides long. RefSeq names its product TBC1 domain family member 17-like. Gene Ontology annotation, biological process: activation of GTPase activity. Lineage: Eukaryota; Viridiplantae; Streptophyta; Magnoliopsida; Celastrales; Celastraceae. The coding region runs from base 400 to 1731 and encodes 443 amino acids. The record is from RefSeq and is a predicted model, not a curated record. Gene Ontology annotation, molecular function: GTPase activator activity. The transcript has 11 exons.